Messenger RNA from Aspergillus pseudotamarii, 1767 nucleotides. RefSeq names its product flavin-containing monooxygenase. Gene Ontology annotation, molecular function: N,N-dimethylaniline monooxygenase activity; NADP binding; flavin adenine dinucleotide binding. Lineage: Eukaryota; Fungi; Ascomycota; Eurotiomycetes; Eurotiales; Aspergillaceae. The coding region runs from base 1 to 1767 and encodes 588 amino acids. The record is from RefSeq and is a predicted model, not a curated record. The transcript has 3 exons.
AUGGAUCGCUCCGCCGCACAAAGCCCUGGAUAUCGUUUGGAUCAGUACAAGCACAGCAAUCCGUUGAUAUCCGAGCGUGCCAUUGAUCAGCCGAGACGCCUUAAGGUCAUUUACAUCGGCGCCGGAAUUUCAGGCAUUAUUGCAGGGAUCCAAUUCAUGAAGGCGGUUCCAGAUCUGGAUUUGGUCAUUUAUGAAAAGAAUCCGGAGCUGGGAGGGACAUGGUACGAGAAUAAAUAUCCCGGUUGUGCGUGUGAUGUUCCAUCCCAUGCCUAUCAGCUCAGUUUCGAAUCCUGGACCGGAUGGAGUCACUUUUUCUCGGGGUCACAGCAGAUUCUUGAAUACUGGAAGAGAGUGGCCCAGAAAUAUGAUAUUCGCAGACACAUCAGGUUCCUGAGCCGGUGUGCAGGUGCACGGUGGAACGACGUAACAGGAAAGUGGUUUGUACAGAUCCAAAAUGUGGAAACAGGUGAAGCGUUUGAAGAUUCUGCGGAUAUCCUCAUGACCGGGACCGGGCUCCUCAACGAAUGGAAGUGGCCAAACAUCCCUGGGCUACAGAAAUUCCAAGGGCCGUUGCUCCAUAGUGCCAGAUGGGAUGAGAAUUUCGAUAGCAAGGACAAGCAUAUUGCUGUCAUUGGAGCUGGAAGCAGUGGUAUUCAGAUUGUUCCCGCUCUAGUUGAUAAGGUCAAGGCCAUGGACCAUUAUGUGCGCGGAAGAACGUGGAUUUCCAACCAACACGGUGGAGAUCGCCUGGCCACACGAACCAGUGGUCUGGGAGGAAAUUUCGAGUAUACCGAAGAGGAGAAAUGGUCAUGGCGAGAGGAUCCGAUUGCGUACACCAAGUACCGCAAACAUCUCGAAUUUGAGAUACAGACACUCUACCCCAAAUCGCAGCGAGGAAGCACUGUCCAGAAGGCUGUCACGGCUCAAUAUACAGCAGACAUGCGGCGCAGGCUGGAGGCAAAACCCGAGCUUUUGGAGCAACUCCUGCCCGAAUUUCCACCUCUUUGCAAGCGUCUGACCCCGGGACCUGGCUAUCUGGAGGCUCUGACCUCCCCCAAAGUCAAUGUGAUCGGAAGUGCAAUCACAGAGAUUGAUGAAACUGGAGUUAUCACUGCAGGUGGUAAGCACCGGCCUGUUGAUGCCAUUAUCUGUGCAACAGGCUUCGAGACUAGCCCCGGAAGCGGCUUUCCAAUUAUUGGUCGGAAUGGAGUCAAUCUUCGCCAACGGUAUGCUAAUCGUCCUGAGACAUAUCUCGGACUCUGUACGGAUGGCUUUCCCAACUUCUUCCAGUCGCUCGGGCCUAGUUCCUUCCAAGGAGCGGGUAACUUGCUUAUCAUGAUUGAGCAGCUCCAUAUAUACGUCGCAGAGAUUGUCUCUAGGAUGGCGUACGACAAUAUCGGACAGGUUGAGCCCAAGAAACAGCAGGUCCAGAACUUUACCCAUUUCGCGGAGAGGUACUUUGAGCGCACUGUUUACAGCGCGGAAUGUGCCAGUUGGUAUAAGUCGGCGCCGCCAGGGGCUUCCCUCGAGGAGCGAAAGAGAGGCCGAGUCACUGCUUUGUGGCCCGGAAGCAGCUUACACGCAGUAAAGGCACUGAAGCGUGUCCGAUGGGAGGACUUUGAGACAAGGCCAUGGGAUGGCAACGAAUUCGGUUGGUUUGGCAAUGGCUGGACGGUGGGAGAGAAAAAUCCACAGUAUGAGGACGAUUCCUUCACAUGGUACUUGAAUCAAACCGCGUUUGUUGACACUGAAGAGUUGAAGAGCUAG